Aegilops tauschii subsp. strangulata is the source of this 1419-nucleotide messenger RNA. Lineage: Eukaryota; Viridiplantae; Streptophyta; Magnoliopsida; Poales; Poaceae. The record is from RefSeq and is a predicted model, not a curated record.
AUGGAUGAUAAAGGCAACGAUGGCAAAAACUUGGGUGAUACAGGCAAGGAUGACAAGGACAUGGGUCAUAGAGGCAACGAAGGCAAAGGCAUGGAUGAUAAGGACAAUGAUUUCGUAGCCAUGGACCCCAAAGGAAUGGAUGGUAUGUGCAUGGAUGAUAAGGAUAAUGAGGAUGAAGGCAAGGAUGGCAUAGACAUGGAUGAUGUACACAUGCAAGGUAAAGGAAUUGAUAAUAAAGGCAUGGCUGGUUCAGACCUGAAUGAGUGUAUGGAAUACUUAGAGAUUGUGAAGAAGACUUUCAGGACUGAGGAAGAAGCCUACAUGUUCUACGUAGGCUAUGCGAGAAAAAAAGGGUUUGGUGUUAGAAAGGAUGAUUUGAAGGAUGCUAGAGAAUUGCAAGGUAAGGAUGGUAACGACUCAGAUGCUAAGGUUCCUACAGACUUGGAAGGUAAGGAUGCUGAGGACUUGCAUGCAAAAAACUUGGAUGCUGAGGAUCCCAAUGACUUGGAAGGCAAGGAUGGUGUGGACUUGCAUGCAAAAAACCUGGAUGCUAAGGAUCCCAAUGACUUGGAAGCUAGCGAUUCACAGUCAGAACAGGUGAUGGAGCUCCUCCGGAGUAUAUUGGUUGAUGGAGAAAAAACUGAUUUGGAUGAAGGCCAGAAAUCGUUUGUUCCUUUGCCAGCAUACUUCUCUGCUACUCGUGAAUGCUGCACUGAUGACAUGGAAAAUCUAAUCAAAAUAAUUCCAAAAGGGAGACCAACUACCGAAGAAUCGAACAAGAGGAUUAAAUCCAGGCGCGAGCGGAUGAGAGGGAAAAAAGCAACGAAGAAAAAAUCAGGGAAAUCAAAGGUCACAAGGAGGAAGAAGCGAAAAGAGAAAGACACAGAGACAGAAGAAGACACGGAGUCAGAUACAAAAGAAGAGGAAGCUUCUAAAAAAGCAACAAAGAAAAAUGCGGGGAAAUCAAAGGUCACAAGGAGGAAAAAGCAAAAAGAAGAGACAGAGUCAGAUACAGAAGAAGAGACAGAGGCAGAUACAGAAGAAGAGACAGACGCAGAUACAGAAGAAGAGGAAGAUUCAGGUACAGAAGAAGAGGAAGAUUCAGAUGCAGAAGAAGAGGGAGAUUCAGCUGCAGAAGAAGAGGAAGAUUCAGAUGCAGAAGAUGGUGGGCUGAGGAGGGCUAGGAAGAGACCAUUGGAGGUUGCAGAAGAGGAUUAUGCAAAACCAAACAAGUGGGCAUUACCACAAUUGAAACGCAAGGGCGCUCCAAAUGUCAAAGCUGGGAGGAAGAAAAAUAACGAUGACAAGGGUGGGCGAGGAAAACCAGUGAAGAAAGACUCUAGGAAGGGCGGUAAAGAACAGGCCAAAGGGGUGAUGAAGACAAAAAGGCCUGCUAGGAAUGUACCAAAGGCUGAGUGA